This is a messenger RNA of Gavialis gangeticus (Gharial), 5020 nucleotides long. RefSeq names its product coiled-coil domain containing 171 (gene CCDC171). The record is from RefSeq and is a predicted model, not a curated record. The transcript is spliced from 24 exons. The coding region runs from base 113 to 4126 and encodes 1337 amino acids. NCBI's taxonomy places the organism in Eukaryota, Metazoa, Chordata, Crocodylia, Gavialidae.
AUGUGGGGAAGAAUCUUCUUUUGAAAUUUCUUGAUUCCUGUAAAAUAAUUUUACAAUCAAAGACUAUUCAUUAUCCCGAGAACAUAGAUUAGAAGGCUGGAAAGUAGUAGUCAUGAAUUCCUCCUCUCCAAUCAAUCACAGUGUUCCUGAGAUCAAACGCUUGCAAUAUGUCCAGAGCGAAUUGAGAUUAUUACAGAAUACCAGUGAAUUGGAAUUGGACACUGUGGAAGAUCUAAGGAGGAAACUCUACCAAGCCAAAAAAGAAAAACUGGACAUAACGACCAAACAUAACCAAGAUCUGUCUAAUUAUGAAAGCCAGAUCGCCAAGUUACGAUGUGAAGUUGAGAAAGGAGAAGCUGUUCGACAAGGUCUGGAGUAUGAACUAGCUAUUGCUAGAAAAGAUGCUGGUCUUGAAAGAUACUCUGCAGAAGAAAAGUUAAAUGAAGCCAACAAACGACUUGGACAACUGCAAGCAAUUAAUGCAGAGCUUCAAAAGAAAGUGACAGAGACUGAGAGAGCCUUUCGUAUUGCUCAGCAGAAGUGGAAAGAGCAUCAGCAAAGACUUGCAGCUGACUUAGAGGAGAAAGAUAAAAUCCUCAAGACCUGUAACAGUGAAUAUGAAUUGCUUCUGAAGGAGAGGACUAAAUUGGAAAGUGUUCUACAGAAGUUUGGGAGACGGAGAGGUUGCAUCUGGAGACUACAUCUGGUGGAAUUUGGAAGAGAAUCUGUUUCAAUUUCUACUCCCUACAGUAUUACGUUUUCAACUCUGCUUACCAAAAUAAAAUAUUAUAGUAAACCCUGGGCUUUUUUUCAGGAGCGAAAUAAUGCACUACAGAGUAUGUGCAAGAAAAUAAAAGACCUAGAAUUGGAACAUAAUGACUGCCCUGAGAUCCUGCGGCGACAAGCCAGUGAGCUUGAAUACAGUGCAGAACGAGAGGAGAAACUUAAAAAAGAAUUUGAGGUAGCUACAGUGAGAAUAAAGACGUUAGAAGAAAACAUUGAAGCAGAGAGAGCAGCACAUCUGGAAUCCAAAUUCAAUUCUGAAAUCAUUCAGUUAAGGGUUCGAGACCUUGAAGGGGCUUUACAAGUGGAAAAAGCCAGCCAAGCAGAAGUUCUCUCAGAUUUGGAAAUGAUCAAGAAAGAGUUCAAAGAGGUAGAAAAUGCAUAUGAGAGAGAGAGACAUAAUGCCCAAAACAGUUUAGAGAAACUCAAUAAGUUAGAAAGAGAGUACUUUUCUACAAACAAGCAACUAAACGAAGAGAUCAAGGAAAAGAAGAAAGUAAUUACAGACCUCUCUGUGAGACUUCAGGAUAAUGAAAGACAUUGCCACGAAUUACAGGAAGAUCUUGCAAUGGCCAAGAAACACCAGUCCUUCCUAACAGAGACAUGUGAAAACAACCUAAGAGAGCUCAAGUUACUGUUGGACAGCUUUACCAUGUCAAGCCAGCGGACAGCAGGCACUUGCAAGGACAAAGAUAAACCUCCAAGCCUCUCUGUUGUCCUUGAGACUUUGAGGCAUACCUUGACAGAUUACCAGAACAAGCUGGAAGACUCAUCUAAUGAGCUAACAAAAAUGAAAGCUUCUUGUGAAAAGAUGACAGAAGAGCUUGAUUCAUUCAAACAGAAAUUAGGGUCUCAAAGUCAAGACCUUGAGGAAGCUUGGAAUAACCUGACUGAUGCCAAUAAAGAGUUAAAUCAUUUGCGCACUAAGUGUGCAGACAGAGAGUCUUUAAUAGGCACUUUAAAAAUGGAACUACAGAAUGUACUGCACUGCUGGGAGAAAGAGAAAGUGCGUGCCACAGAUUCUGAAAACGAAAUCCAGAAGCUUACCAGGGCUUACCAGAAGGAUACAGAGGAGAAGCUAACCUUCCUUCACACUCUAUAUCAACAUUUGGUAGCAGGCUGUGUGCUUAUAAAACAACCAGGAGGCAUGCUGGAUAAAUUCUCCUGGCCUGAGCUUUGUGCAGUCUUGCAGGAGAAUGUUGAUGCCCUGAUCUUAGACCUCAACAGGGCUAAUGAGAAGAUAACUCAUCUAGAAUAUAUUUGUAAGAAUAAGUCUGAUACCAUGAAGGAGCUUCAGCAGACACAGGAAGACACUUUUAACAAAAUGGCUGAACAGAUGAAAGCACAAGAAAGCUGUUGGCAGAGACAGAAAAAGGAGUUGGAGCAGCAGUACUCUGGACUCCUUGGGGAAGUUCAGGCAAGGGCACAGAAAUAUCAAGAAAUGGCAGAAAAAAACGAGGAAAAAAUUUCUGUGAUUGAAAGCGUACGGGAGAAGUUGGUCCUUGAACAUUCCCACUUGAAAAGUUCGUUAACCCAGGCUCAAAAGGACUGCUCAUCUCUGCUUGCAGCCUGUGCACUAAUGGCUGGUGCCUUCUAUCCUCUAUACAGCCGAACUUGUGCCUUGUCUACACAAAGAGACUUUCUGCAGGAUCAGGUCCACACCUAUGAAGCACUCAACCAGGAAAUUAGGACUCUUGUUCAUGCUUUGUCUGGCAUAGAGGAAAAGAAGCAAGAUGAACUGAAGAUAAAGAAAAAACACUUCAAAGGCAUGAUAUGUGUAUUCCGGAAAGGCGUUAUUGCAGUUCUGGCAGCAAACAGGCUUCAAAUUUUGGGCCAGUCAUGUAGUUCUCUUUUCUCCUGGGUAGAUGGUUUCAGAGAAGGUGUAGGAGUCCUUGUUUGCAUAGGACAGUCCAAGGACAAGUAUGAUUUGCCAAAACCUCAAAAGGAACAGUUGCGUUGUCUUGAAGCUCUCAGCUGGUUUGCGAGUUCUGACCUCCUUGCUGCAAUAAUAACUUCUGUUGCUGAAUUACAGGAAGUUGUUGGCAAAACAGAUCCAGAUUCCUGGCUUUGUGGGCCCUUACUCAUCAGUGCAGCCAGGAAUUCUUUUUCAAAGCUCAUGGACAAAUUUAACAUAAUAAUGGAGACUGUACAACUGGAUAACAGCAGGAGUAUUACGUAUAUAGAGAAGGACUCCUUGGUGCAGAGACUAGCUUGUGGACUUCAUAAAAUAAAUGCACAGGCCCUGAAAGCUGGAUUAAAUGAAAGAGUACCCAUUACGAAAAGCAUAGCAUCUCUGCAGAAGCAAAUAUUUGAAUUUACACAAAGGCUGCAUACAGCAGAAGUGGAACGUCGUUCACUCCGUUUAGAACUUGCAGAAUUCAAACAGAAUUUGAAUGAGAUGAAAAAAGAGGCUGACAAAGCCCAGAACCUGCAAGAGCAAUUAAAUGCGUUUAAGCAAUCUAAACUGAUCACCCAUGAGAGGUUUGAAAGUGCAUGUGAGGAAUUGAAUAAUGCAUUACAUCGAGAGCAGCAGGCACAAAUGCUUUUGAACGAGCAGGCACAACAGCUGCAAGAGUUAAAUUACAAACUAGAAUUGCACUCCAGAGAAGAAGCAGACAAAAACCAAAUCCUGAGUGAAGCUGUAAAGAGUCUCUCCGAGGCAAAGAUGGAGCUGAGAAGAAAAGAUCAAUCUCUGCGUCAGCUCAAUAGACAUCUUACCCAGCUGGAGCAGGACAAGCGUCGACUAGAAGAGAGCAUCCAUGAUGCAGAGAGUGCCCUCCGCAUGGCAGCAAAAGAUAAAGAAUUAAUUGCUAGUUACAUGAAAUCAGUGGAAGCCACCCUUCAAAAGGUCAGAGAUCAGAUCUCGCUGUCACGGACUGCAGCAACCAGGAAUGACUUCACCCUGCAGCUACCCAAACUGCACCUGGAGACCUUUGCAAUGGAAGGGCUGAAGGGCGGGCCAGAGGUUGUAGCAUUUCAGGCCGUGGUUAAAAGUUUUAUGAAUGUCUACCAACUUGCAAGCUCUGGAGUUGCUACACUAGAGAGAGAAAUAGCAUCUCAUCGACAUCACAUUACAGUUCUGAAAUCAGAGCUCCAAACAGCUUGUCUUCGUGAAAAUGAAAGCUUACAAUCAAGUUCACAAGACAGUUCAAACAUCACCAUGGCUUCCAGAUCAGUGCUUCAGCCCGAUCAGAGCUGUAUUCCAGAUUUCUUGCCAUUGCAAGCUGAGCCAGAUACAUCGUACAGCUUUACACACAAUAGAUCCCCUUCUCAAUCUUCAUCCUUUUCCUCUUCCCUGAAUGUCUUGGCUAACCCCAAAAGGACUGUACAGAAUGGAUUUUAAGAUUCUUUAUACUGUAUUUCUAAAAGAACAGGUUGUAUCCACAUUAAAUGAUUCAAUUAAAAUAUUUUAUUGGGAUAUUUUACCUUUGAAUUGUAUUUUAUACUACGUAUUCUUUGGCAUUCAUUUUACAUUUGUGUGAAAUCAGUGCAUUUGUUCAUAUGUCCAUGUUUCCCAGCUUCUCACUCUUUACAUAGCAAAACAGUUAUUUUUUAAAGUUUUAUUUAUUACGGUUGUUCAUUUUUAUGUAAUGUAUUUUUAAAUGUUAAAGAAUGACACAUUUUGGGUAAUUUUCCUCAGACUUAAAAAAAAUCAAUAAGCCAUUUUAGUCUCUAUCUAUCAAAGUUGUUUCAUACUUGUCUAUUUUAAAGCAGGACUGCAAUACUUUAAUAGGAUUGAGAGAGCUAUUUGAAAUGUAUGCCAAUGAUUCCUGUCAUUUCAUGGCAGCCCUGCCAUGGUUCACUGAGCCCCCUCUUCUCUCUUGUCAGCUCAGCUGAAGACAAGCAUUUAGUUGCAAACUUUAAGCAGGUUGUGCAAAACAGAAAUGAUGUGACUGCUUCUCCUCCUGCACAAUAAUGUCACUCCUGGUCAAUGUGAGAAGGUCAGGUUGCUCCUUGUAAAGCUACAUGAUACCACUUGCCCAUUUGAACAAGUUAAGUUAACUGCUGAAUCUGGUCCCUGCAGGCAUUGAAAACUCAUCCUUUUAUCAAGUCUGCAUUUGAUAAGAAAGUAGAGCAAUCGUGCAGGGAGGAUUUCUGAUGAUAUGUUUAUGUACUUUAUAAGGACAGUUCCCAAACCAAUGUUGCAGGUAAUAUAUUUAGUUUAAGCAGAAAGACUUUAAAGUAAUGGCUGUUUUGACCUUCAAAAUAGACUCCUUUUUUGUUGUUGUUGGUAGGA